This is a messenger RNA of Angiostrongylus costaricensis, 369 nucleotides long. NCBI's taxonomy places the organism in Eukaryota, Metazoa, Nematoda, Chromadorea, Rhabditida, Metastrongylidae. The record is from the annotation of a GenBank genome assembly.
AUGUCCUUUACAGCUCGUGGAGUGAAAGCUCUUCGCGAGAUUCGUCAUCUCCAGCGCACGACUGCGAUGCUUAUCCCACGCCGACCAUUUCAAAGAGUGAUACGAGAAGUGGCCAAAGAGGUGUGUCUCAAACGUGGCAUGAAGGAGGAAUACAGAUGGCAGGCGAACGCCCUCUUGGCUCUGCAGGAGGCGACCGAGGUUUAUCUGACGUGUUUGUUCGAGGACACUAAUUUAGCGGCUAUACAUGCACAUCGUAUUACUAUCAUGCCGAAAGAUAUGCAGUUGGUUCGUAGACUUCGUGGUGAGAAUGUCUCAAUGUCAACUUCUCCAAGGAAGAAUAGACAGCAUUGCUCGAACCUAUCUAAUUAG